AUGAACGGGAAUCAAGACUCGGUCACAAACGGAGUUUGGGGCAGGAAUACCAUCUCUGUUAUCGGUGGGAGUUCCCAAAAUGAAAAGAAUAUAAUCACGAAAUGCAUUAUUGGCCAGUCCUUUCUUAGUGUACGGCAAUACUUUUCAAAGCCAGAAGUUCUCCCGCCUACUGUGAUGUCGUUUGGGAUAUUCUCGUCUUUCAUCCGUGCUGUCCUCGGAAUACAGCAAUCGUUAAUGACAAGAAAUUUCCUAAACCUAUCGAAUGUCUUGAAAUCACUCAUGAUCAGACAACCACUCGUAUACUCUUCACAACGUAGAAUUGCGAUAGUCUUCAUUUUGACGCGCUUUCAGCAUAAUCAAUUGGCAUUAAGCCUCAGAACGUAUCUGUGCCACCUCCUAGAAUCACGAGAAGUCCAAUUUGCUCACGGAUUGAUUGGGUGGUUCGUUCAGAUAUAA
Molecule: messenger RNA, 456 nt
Organism: Trichophyton rubrum CBS 118892
Lineage: Eukaryota; Fungi; Ascomycota; Eurotiomycetes; Onygenales; Arthrodermataceae
Exons: 1
Coding region: 1-456 (151 amino acids)
Source: RefSeq, a predicted model, not a curated record